Venturia canescens is the source of this 2272-nucleotide messenger RNA. RefSeq lists its product as uncharacterized. Gene Ontology annotation, molecular function: odorant binding; olfactory receptor activity. Lineage: Eukaryota; Metazoa; Arthropoda; Insecta; Hymenoptera; Ichneumonidae. The transcript is spliced from 10 exons. Gene Ontology annotation, cellular component: plasma membrane. Gene Ontology annotation, biological process: detection of chemical stimulus involved in sensory perception of smell; sensory perception of smell. The record is from RefSeq and is a predicted model, not a curated record. The coding region runs from base 66 to 2174 and encodes 702 amino acids.
CAACGCAAACAUCUUAACAGCACUCAUAAGUUUUCUCUAUAGAACCACACCUUCAUCAGCUAACCAUGAGACGACGGAAUUUUCGUGAUUAUUUUCAUUUUAAUGAGGUUUUGUUGAAGCUUACCGGUUUAUUGCCUUUUAAAUUGGGAUACGAUUGUUUGGCCUUAUCGAUUAGUAUCAUAACUAUUUUCGCAUGUAUUUUCGUGUUCGGUCCGGGAUUCUGGGCAUUAAUUUUUCGCUGGAACAAUAUUACCCCACCAGAAAUAAUAGCUAUUGUGCGCGAGGAAAACGUCUACGUAGUUUCCGCGAUAAAAGCUUGCAUUUUGAUACUGAAACGUCACGAGCUCUACAGAUUGACAGAAAGCUGCGAAAAGUUAUGGCGACACGUAGAAACUGAGAGAGAUUUGGUGAUUGUGGAGGGCUACGCCAAACGAGGAUUGUAUCUUUCUUAUGGUUUCGCCGCAAAUUGUUUUGUCGGAGUAUCCUCUUGUUUGAUUACACCAUUGUUUGAAAGUUUUGUCUUAAAUGAAAAUGGCACUGUAAUCAAAAGUAUCGUGUUACCCUAUUCAGCUGGAAUGUUUCACGAAAACGUGAAACAGUUUUAUAUCUGGUAUGCUUUCCAAGUGCCAACAGCCUGCCACAGCGUACUAGCCAUGGUGGCCAUCGACACUGGACUUUCUUUUUAUGUUUUGCAUGCUUGCGCUCAUAUGAGAUUAUGCCAAGAAUUCUUUCAACGAAUAAACGAAGACAGUACUCUUGGUAAAGAUUUAGAGCUUGAUGAAAUCGAAUGGAAUAAAAGAAAACAGAAUUUUUUUCGACAUGUCGUCAAAAGUGUGUCCUUUCAUAAGGAAGUACUUCGAUAUUCGGAUGAUUUGGAGAAAAUUUACGCACCUGUUAUCCUCAUUCAAACCCUGCAAGGAGUCGUAGCGAUUUGUGGCUACAGUUUUGGCACUUUGCUCGGAGAAGAAACGGAACGUCCAAGGAGUGCAGCUUGCGUGUUAGCUGUGACAUUUCAAUUACUUUUAUUGUGUUGGCCACCGGACGCUCUUCAGGAUGAGAGCAUGAAGGUGGCUGACGCAGCGUACGAUCUUCCGUGGUACGACUGGACGAAAAAGGAAGGAAAGCUCGUCUGUAUGAUAAUAGCUAAAUCCCAAAGACCCGUUUUAUUAACAGCCAAACAAUUUGCAAUCAUAUCUCUUCUGACCUUCACAUUUAAUCUUCAAAAAGAUAAGUUUGAGAGAUCGACUUGGAACAUGCUUGCUACUGUUUUUAUAUUGUUUCCAAAACGCAAGAAGCAUUACGCGUUAUUGAAAAGUUGUGAGAGGUUGUGGAGGCACGUUGAGUGUGAAAGAGAUUUGGCAAUCGUUGAAGAAUACGCCGAGCAAAAAUUACAAGUUAUGUACAUUUAUUUAAGUUGCGCCUUCGGCAUAGUAAUGUGCUUUUUAACCGCACCGUUAUUUACGAGUUUCGUAGUAGCCGCUAACGGUACAGUUUUGAUAAGUAAAAGUCUGCCAUGGUCAACUGGAAUAUUUCACGAUAACGUGAUGAAAUUUUAUAUCUGGUAUGCUCUUCAAGUGCCGGCAACUUUGAGCGCCAUUAUAGGAAUUGCUGCCAUCAACACUGCACCGCUCUUUUACGUUAUGCAUGCUGGCAUUCAUAUGAGACUAUGCCAAAAAAAUUUUGAGAGCGUAACCGAAAAAACAAUGUUUGAAAAACCUUUGACGAGGAACAAUAGUACUUGGAAUGUAAUGAGAAAUAAAUUUUUCCAACAUGUCGUUAGCGGUAUCGUGUAUCACUCUGAAAUUUUGCAAUAUUCUAAAGACGUCGAAGAAACUUUUCAAUCUAUCAUCUUUGCAGAGAUAUUUACAGCUCUCGUAACCACUGGUGGUUACUGUUUCCUCAGUCAAGUCGUGGCCAAAAAAGACCUUCCAAAAAUGGCAUUUUGCAUGUCGGGAUUAGUAGUUCAAAUGUUCAUAUUGUGUUGGCCACCAGACUCGCUUCGAGACGAGAGUUUCAAAAUCUCACAUGCAGCGUACAAUCUCGAUUGGUACGAAUGGACGAGACAAGAAGGCAAACUCAUUUAUAUUAUAAUAGAAAAAUCACAGAAACCUUUAGUCAUAACGGCGAACAAAAUGGUCGUCAUUUCAUUGGAGACAUUCGGAUGGGUACGUUGACAAACCCCUCAUUGAAUAAUCAUAUUGUUCCAUUCGUUCUACGUUUAGUUAUAUUAUUCUGUUCUUUGUUCACCUCUUCAGCUUCUGAAAUCAGCGUU